This is a messenger RNA of Ylistrum balloti, 513 nucleotides long. RefSeq lists its product as uncharacterized. Gene Ontology annotation, cellular component: membrane. Lineage: Eukaryota; Metazoa; Mollusca; Bivalvia; Pectinida; Pectinidae. The record is from RefSeq and is a predicted model, not a curated record. The transcript is spliced from 3 exons. Bases 1 to 513 code for a protein of 170 amino acids.
AUGGGAACGAAAGUGUGUCUUUUUAUCUAUACUACUGGGGUUCUUUUCCACGCUUCCGGUUAUUUUACAUUAUACUGGGAGGUGACCGGAUAUGACAAUUACCACUCAGGACUAUGGGAAUCGUGUAGAGACGAAGUGUGUUCACCAACCACGAAUCAUCUUUGUUACUUCGAGGCGACGCAGGUGCUGGAGACUCUAGCUGUAGUAACCGGAAGUCUUGGUCUCCUCCUCCUCUUCUUCUACUUCUUCAUCAGCAAGACAUCAUUUGAUGUCUCUCUAUGUGUUGCAAGUCUCAUAUUGGUCGUGUUUUCAGCAUGCUGUGCUAUACUGGGUGUGAUUAUUUACGGAUGUAAGACGUCACUUCCGGUGUCAUGGUCGUAUGCAUUAGCAGUAAUCGGUGGAAUAUCUUACGGAAUUUCGGCGAUUUUUCUGUCUGUAUAUCUUCUUAACAAUACCGAUAAAUAUAACAAGUACAGAGCUUCCCUUCAAACUGAACUACAGCAUUAUGUAUAA